AUGGGUCGUUACGCCAUUCUGGUCUCUGGGCCGGCAGGUUCCGGCAAGUCAACAUUCUGCUCUGCCCUCAUCGCGCACGCACAGUCUCUAGGUCGAAAUGUGCACCUCUUCAACUUGGAUCCCGCAGCGGAACGAUUCGAGUAUCAGCCAAGCAUCGACAUCAAGGAGCUUAUUUCUCUGGAAGACGUCAUGGAAGAGAUGAACCUCGGACCUAAUGGUGGCCUCAUCUACUGCUUCGAAUACCUUCUGGAUAACCUCGACUGGCUGGACGACGAGCUAGGCCAAUACAACGACGACUACAUCAUUAUUGACUGCCCAGGUCAAAUUGAGCUCUACACACACUUCCCAAUCAUGUCGCGGCUAGUCAACAUCCUCUCACAACAGUACCACUUCCGCAUCUGCGCCACCUACCUGCUUGAGUCGCAGUUCAUAGACGACAAGACCAAAUACUUUGCCGGAGUGCUAAGUGCGAUGAGUGCGAUGAUCAACCUCGAAGUACCGCACAUCAACCUGCUCAGCAAGAUGGAUCUGGUAGAAAAAGGGGAAAUUGGAUCAGAAGCAAAGAAGGGGCGUAGGAGAGAAAUGGAGCGAUAUUUUGACCCAGAUCCGCUGCUUCUCAUGGAUGAGGUCAACUCACGGACAAACCCGAAAUUCCACUCUUUGAAUCAAGCUUUGGUUCAGCUAAUUGACGACUUCAGCAUGGUCUCGUUCAUGCCUCUUGACAGCACUGAUGAAGAUUCUGUUGGCACCAUUCUCUCUCACAUUGACAAUGCUGUUCAAUACGGAGAAGACGAAGAACCCAAGGAGCCAAAAGACAUGGACGAAGGUGACUUUGCCGCAUAG
Messenger RNA from Ustilago hordei, 843 nucleotides. RefSeq names its product GPN-loop GTPase. Bases 1 to 843 code for a protein of 280 amino acids. The record is from RefSeq and is a predicted model, not a curated record. NCBI's taxonomy places the organism in Eukaryota, Fungi, Basidiomycota, Ustilaginomycetes, Ustilaginales, Ustilaginaceae. The transcript has 2 exons. Gene Ontology annotation, molecular function: GTPase activity.